Messenger RNA from Epinephelus fuscoguttatus (brown-marbled grouper), 4396 nucleotides. RefSeq names its product SUN domain-containing protein 1-like. The transcript has 23 exons. Gene Ontology annotation, cellular component: meiotic nuclear membrane microtubule tethering complex; nuclear envelope. Gene Ontology annotation, biological process: nuclear envelope organization. The record is from RefSeq and is a predicted model, not a curated record. Gene Ontology annotation, molecular function: protein-membrane adaptor activity. Bases 143 to 3145 code for a protein of 1000 amino acids. Lineage: Eukaryota; Metazoa; Chordata; Actinopteri; Perciformes; Serranidae.
UUAAGGUGAACUUGAACUGUGCUGCUGCCACACGGCUCGCUGUGUGUGUGUGUGUGUGUGUGUGUGUGUGUGUGUGACUGUGUGUGACUGUGUGUGUGUGUGUGUGUUUGUUUGUGUUAGUCAGUGAUGUGUGUUGCCUGGGAUGAGUGUCUAUGACGAGGACGUGGACCUGCAGAGCUGGGGCUGGACUGACCUCUCCAGCUACUCCUCGUCAGUGUCGGACUCAGAGAAGGAGCAGCAGAAUCUCCUCCCGGGGAUCAUGUCCAGACGCAGCCUGCGACUGGAUGACGGCCUGUUGGACCGCAGUCUGCCUCACAGCAGCUCCUCCUUCAGUGUGGGAGGGACCAGCUGGAGGAGCACCAGGUUGUUAAAGUCUCGUCGCUCUCAGCAGCACUCUGUCUCCUGCUCAGAGUCUCUCCUGCUCAACACUCCUCGUAAAGCGACCAGCCAGCCGCUGCUCAACAGCAGCCUCCACAGCGUGGCCUCUGACGCCUCCCUGCUCUCCUCCCUGCUGGACGACUCCUCCGUACAGGAGGCCACGCUGGUCGACAACUUCUGGGGUUUGGAUCAUGACCUUGAUCCCAAAGAGAGCACCAUCAUCGCAGAGCAGAGCACCAUCCUGGCAGACCGCACUCUGAUUGGUUCAGAUGGCCGCUGUCCCAAACACCCGGUCCAGACACUCAGCAGGGUUUACUGUAAAGACUGUGAGCUACACUCAGACAGGAAGGAGUCCACAUACUGCUCCUCCUCCUCAAGGCCAGCACCCUCAGAACCUGCAGAGACGGAAACUUCCACCAUCUACUGCAGAGACCGGAGCCGCAGGAGCAGGACAGCAGGAGUGCUGGUGUCCGUGUGGGACUGUGUGGUGUCCCUGCUCACUGUGCUCUCUCAUCAGCUGAUGCUGCAGAAACACCACGAUGUGACAGAUGUGCUGCAGCUGUGGUGCGACUCCUCUCUGCUGUGUGUGAGGAGAGCUGCAGCGUGCUGUGUGUCUGCGCUGACACACACCUGGCAGGUGUUUCAGAGGCUGGUCAGCACACAGACUGGUUACACACGUGGAGCUCAGUCCAGUCUCUGUGGAGUCAUGAACCUGAAGGAGUCCGCCUCGUGCCAGAAGGAGCUUCACCCCAACGGAUCUCUGUGUGACGACUGUCAGGAGAAACAACGCUCAGAGACGCACACUGCCCCCUCCUCUUCAUCUUCGUGGUCCUCAGUGGCUUCCUGUUUGUUGGGGCUGAUGUGGAGUGCUGCUGUGUUCACAGCUUCGUGGCUCUGUCAGCUGACUCACAGUGCAGCUUCAGCAGUUUGGCCUCUGACCAAGAAAAUGUUUUCAGCUUCAGGGAGUGCCCGACGCUCUGCAGGUAAGACAGCGGGUGAUGUGUACAGGUGGCUGAACACACGAUGGCGUCACAUGACCACUGGCUUCCUCCUGACGCGGUUUCCUCUCCGACUCCUCCUGGUCCUCCUCCCUCUGCUGCUGCUCCUCUUCAGUCUGUGUUGGUUCGGUCCCACUGGUCUGCAGUCUGUCCUUCCUGCUGUCAACAUCACAGAGUGGACGACGCUGGUCUCUGAUGUCCCUGGUCUGUCCUCCAUGCACAGCUUGGUGUCCCCACAGGGCCAAUCAGCAGAGGGCACUGUGGAGGAGUCGAGGGAGGUUCAGCCCUACGUGGAGGAGCCGCUCUACAGUCGACCUCCUGCAGCGGCAGGAGAGGAGGAUGAGUCGGCGCGGCUUGUUCGUCUGGAGCAGAGUCUGAUGGCGCUGUGGGAGCAUGUGGAGGCUGGAGGUCAGCGGGCGGAGCAGAGACACAUGGAGGUCGUCCGGCUGUACUCCGACCUGCAGCAGCAGCAGCUGGUCUCCGAUCAGAGCAACAGAGAGGCUGUGGAGCCCUGGAUGAGCGGCCUGCUGGACCAGCAGCUGGACCAGAUCAGGACACGACUGGACGAGGAGAGACGGCACAGGGAACAGUCUCGACAGCAGGAUUUAUUGCAGCGGCAGAGUCAAGAGUCUCGUCUGGAUCAGCUGGAGCUGCAGCUGCAGACACUGGCUGCCAGAGCAGAGGAAGUGCAGCGGAGAGAAGCUGCUACGACAGUCUCACCCUCACGGACAACACUUCCUGUUGCUGUCAGUGGUGGUGUGGACCGUCAGUCCCAUGAUGCCUUGCUGGCAGAGGUUACGCGGUUGGAGGCGGCUCUGGAGGACGUGAGGCGGGAUGUUGAGGGUCUGUCUGGGUGUCAGGACGGCUGCAGACUACAUGACAGUAUCCAGCAGACGAUUUCAGAGCAGGUCUCUGCUCAAGUCCGUGAGGAGGUUCGGGUCCUGCUAUAUGGCAACCAGCUGAUGGCAGGGGGCGGCACAUCUGCAGACGCUGGCCUUCCAGAGUCGCUCCUCCAGUGGCUGUCUCAGCAGUACGUCAGCGGGGCCGACCUGCAGGCAUCACUGGCCUCUCUGGAGCUCAGCAUCCUGCAGAACAUCAGCCUGCAGCUGGAGCAGCAUCGCAGUGAGGAGUCAGUCAGAGAGGCCGUCCUGCACGCCACCGAGGCUGCGGGGGCCCUUGUGACUCAGGAGGACGUGCAUGUAAUCGUGAAGAACGCUCUGCGCCUGUUUUCUCAGGACCAGACCGGCCUGGCGGACUACGCUCUGGAGUCUGGAGGGGGCAGCAUCCUGAGCACUCGCUGCUCGGAGACGUACGAGACGAAGGCCGCUCUGCUCAGUCUGUUCGGAUUUCCUCUGUGGUAUUUCUCUCAGUCUCCUCGAGCUGUGAUCCAGCCAGACGUCCAUCCAGGAAACUGCUGGGCCUUCAGAGGCUCCACGGGCUUCCUGGUGAUCCGCCUCUCCAUGACGAUCCUCCCCACCGCCUUCUCCCUAGAGCACAUCCCCAAAACCCUGGCACCCAGCGGGGCUCUGCACAGCGCGCCCCGAGACUUCAGCGUCUACGGUCUGGAUGAUGAGAGUCAGGAGAGGGGGAAGCUGCUGGGCACCUACACCUACGACGAGGAUGGAGAAGCUCUGCAGACCUACGCCGUCACUGAGGAGAAUGACCAACUCUUCCAGAUCAUCGAGGUCAAAGUGUUGUCCAACUGGGGGCACCAGGAGUACACCUGCAUGUACCGCUUCAGAGUGCACGGGACACCAGCAGACGCCUGAGGACGCUGCAGACACUCAGUCCCAUUAUUUAAUACACAAAGAGUUUGGAGAGAUGGCAGAGACACAUUGACUUGUUGUUUUUCACACAGUCACCUCCCAGCUAACUCGCUGCUAACUGUGCCUGAGACUCCACAGUGACUGUAAACUCAAUGAGACGCUCACUUCCUUCGUCCCCUCCAGGCCAAACGUGAUCUCUGAGUGUCGUCAGUUUCCUGUGGAAAGAGGACACACUCACAGCUUCUGUGUGAUGUAUAUUUUUUUCUGUCAAUGGUUAAUAUUUUUAUAUAAGUGUUUUGAGUUUUUGUUGUGUUAAAGGUCCUUCAUGUUUUAGACCGUUUUUCUUUUAUCUGUCACAUUAUUUAAAUGCAUUAGUGCAGAUGUGAGCAGGUAGUGAAGUCCGUCUUAAUACGUUACUCAGAUGGCCUCGUGUAUGUGUUCUGUUGUGGAUGCUGUAAUUGUUUUUCCUGUCUUUACUGGUGGUGGAAGGGAUCCCCUUCUCAAGCUUUGAUUUUAAGCUUCACCUGUGAGAUAGAUGAAUGGGGAAUCUUCCAAAGUCUCUGUUUCCACAUUUAUUGUUUCCUUGCUGAGCCAAGUUUGAUGAACAGUAACACAAAGACAGAAUUUCCAUCUGAAUUUGGAGGAACUCUGAACCUUUGAAGUCAUUUUCAGGCAGGAGGAGGAGGAUGGUGGAUUUUUAUCCCCCAUCAUUUCCACUGAAGCAGUCUGAGGAGCGGAUGAACGGGACGAACAGUUACCACCACAAAACUUCCAAAUCUACAUACUUGCAUGGGAGUUUUGUCUUGGUUUGUUAUAUGUGAACCUGUCUUUUUAAUGUCUGUUGCGUUCAAGUACACUGCAACAUUUGAAGUUGAAUUUAAUGCCGUGUCUUUGAAUGCACCACCAGGCAGGGUUUUCAUAAUGACUCCUGCUCAGAGCUGGAGUACUGAAUGAUAAUGAUACAGCCUUUACAAAAAAAGGACAAAUUAUUCACUGCUCUGAUGAGAAGUUAAAAAGGGAAGUAAAAAAAAAUUACUACUCAAACUAAAUUCAAAUAUUUUUGCACUAAUUGGCUCACCUGCGCUGAAGCCUCACUGACUUAAUGAAAGGUAAUUGGUUUUUUUGUUUUUUUUAUGAAAGACUUGUAAAAUGUGUUGGGACCACUUUAUUUUUACAUAAUACAUAUUUUUGUGCUUUUGUAUGUGAUUUCAAGCUGGAUGUAAUAAAGAUGUGAAAUUUGAAGUUUUUAUUAAA